Molecule: messenger RNA, 6774 nt
Organism: Saprolegnia diclina VS20
Lineage: Eukaryota; Oomycota; Saprolegniomycetes; Saprolegniales; Saprolegniaceae
Exons: 6
Coding region: 1-6774 (2257 amino acids)
Cellular component (GO): nucleus
Molecular function (GO): protein binding
Source: RefSeq, a predicted model, not a curated record
AUGCAGCGCUCCUGUGACGAGUGCCAUCGGGUCGUGGCCGACGGCGCCGACGACGAGUGGCGCUGCUCCGCCUGCAGAGGGACCUUCCACGCGCCCUGCGUGCGCAACAAGCGCCGAACCAAGACCUCAUGGACCUGCUCGGGCUGCUCGGGACGGCUCAAGCCCGAACGCGGCCUCCUCCUGGCCGAAACAGUCAAGAAGAUCAUUGAAGACGGCGACAAUAACGACGAAGAAGCGGACGAGCUCUGGGACCGCAUGCAAGGAGCGCCAGUACAAGACGACGCGUCUUCGCCCAGCGAUACAGACGAGAUGGCAGCUGAAAGUGUGGCAACGAAAGCCACAUCGCCGUCUCUGCUCUCGACGGGGAGUCUCGGUGCAAGCCCGCUCGAGCAGUCCGAGUCUGACGACUUGCCCAUGAGUACAGAUGGCGUGUGUUCCUCUUGCGGCUUGACAACGAUCCCCGAGAUGCACAUUAUGAAGUGCUGCGCGUGCCUCGUGUCGACGGCACAUACGCUAUGCCUGCCGAGCGUGAGCAAGGGCCGAUGGCAGUGCCCAUCCUGCUUUGAGAACGAGCGCGACAAAGCCCCUCGCCGGGGUAGUCGUCAACGCGGUGGGCGCGCGGACCACAUUAUCAUUCCUCUUGACGAACCCCUCGACGACGCGAUGGUUGUGCUCUGCGACAGCUGCUCAGGCGAGUUCUCGAUGGCGCAUCUCGACAUGCGAGUUGUACCGUCUGGACAAUGGUUCUGCGUGCACUGCGACGUCACCCACCACACCAGCGCGAUAGAAAGUGAUGAGAUGGACGACAACGCAGCGAAGUCUCGGCCACGCAAGGCGCCAAAGCCAGCAUUGAAGCCGGACGAGAUCAUCGAUCUUGCGCUAGACGACGACAGCGACAGUACUACGAAAGCGGCCAAGACGUCGCGGAAGCGCAAGCGCGAUGCGUCUCCAUCGAGCGGUGACGGACUAAAAAGGGACAACAGCCGCACCGCGCCGCCGCAACCGACCACCUCCAAGUCUGGAAAGCGCUUCCCGAAAGAGAGCAAGGCGUCGCCCAAGCCCAAAAAACCCCGCAAGGGCAGUGGCAGCCGAGGAAGCACGCCCAGAGCAUCGCCUCACGUCAGUGAUGAUGAGCCCGACGAUGAAGAUGAGGAGGGAGCCGCAGAUGCGUCGCUGGACAGCGUGUCGCGGCAGCCGCUCCGCAUCGUGAUCCCAGAGCCGCUCACGGAGCGGAUGAAACGCAUCGAUGACGCCAAGCAACUCAAGACGCUUCACCAGUACGUCGGGCGGCGCGUCUUGAUUCGCCAUCAGGAUGACGCACCGUGGUCCAUUGGUGACGUCAUGGCGCUGGACCUGCACCGAUUGCUCUUUCGCGUCAAUUUUUGUGACGCGACGACGCAGUGGCUGCCGUUGCACUCCCUUCCAGUGGCUGUCGGCACCAACACCAACGUCUUUCUGCACCUCGAGCGCCAAUGGUGGCCUGCACAGAAGAUGGUGCUCAACGACCCAGCAAAGCUUCUCUUUGGCGCAGCGAAGGAGGAAGCAGACGCGCUUGUGCUCUUGUACACAUCGGCGGGCGACGACGAAACGCGUGUGGUGUGGUGUCCGCUCUCGUCCUUGCGCUCCUUCGACAAGUGGCUCGCCACCGACGCCGCCGACGCAUAUAGAGAAGACGUCGCGUGGCAAAGCGCGGUCAACACAGCGCACGGAGCCAAUGACCGCUUCGUAGCAAUCGUCCAGGACGCUCGCGAUGGGCUCGCGCGUGAGAUCCAAAAACACUUUGUCGGCGCGGACUGGGUCGGCAAGCGCGUUGGCAUCGUUGAUUACGCGACACAGACGACGCUUGUGGGACGCAUCACGCGUAUGGACAAGGUGCCGGGCAAUGGCGACAACUACUGGUUCGAGACCGAAGAAGGUUCCAGCGUCGUCGUGUCGCCUCCGACGCCUGCAACCACCGAGGGCGUUCGCUCGACGGCGUGGACGUGGCAGUGCCACCUCUCGUACACCGACCUCUCGAUGCAAUGGUACCUUGACGCCGACGCCGUCCUCCAACUCCAGACCAGCGGGAGCGAUGACCCGGGUCUCGACGUCAACGUGCCACCCACAAACGAGGAUGCGCCGACUUGUGCGACGUGCCUCUUCCCUCUGCAAUCGGCGUCCGUCAUCGCGUGCAGCGCCUGCGCCAUCACCACGCACAAAGCGUGUAUCUCGCCACCCUACGAGCGAUUUCCGGUCCUCGACAAGGACGGGACAGAGCUCGUUGGAGACCUUGAAAUCCCGUACGUCUGUGCCAGCUGCCGGUCGUGCGACGGCUGUGGCGCCUCCGACGUUGACGCGUGGCAGCUCUUCGAGACCAAGCUUGCGCGUCUCUACCUCUGCGCCAAGUGCAGUAUCGAGUAUGCGGCACAGCAGUACUGUCCCGUGUGUCACAAACUGCACGGCCGCGACGGCUUCUGUGCCGACGUGCUUCAGUGCACAUCGUGCGAGCUGUGGGCGCACAGCGCUUGCGAGCCGGACCAAGAUCCCAUGUACCACGCAACCCCAGCCGAGAGUGAGAUCCUGGACUUCAGCGUGGGCGCGAUUGAACCAAGCGACGUGUGCCCCGACGACAUUGGGACCGACAAGCUGAAGCGCAAGUGGCUUGACGACCGGUUGGCGCGCGCACUGAGCUUCAAGCCGAAGUACGACCCGCGGACGAUGGCCAAGUACGAAUGUGCCAGCUGCCGUCAGCUGCGCCUCUACAAGCUUCUUCACGCGCUGCGCGCUGAGGACAAAUUUGGCAUCUUUAGCGAGCCCGUGACUGUCGAGAUCGCGCCGACGUACUUUGACAUCAUCAAGUCGCCGAUGGACCUCAGCACGAUGGCGCGGCAGCUAAAGGAGCGCGCGUAUGUUCACGGCCUCGGCGCAGACUUUCGGGACCACUUUGAGCUUCUGUGCUUGAACGCUGUGACAUUCAACUCGAAGGAACGAGACUACCUCGUGUGGCGAGAGGCGUGGCGCUUCUACAACGCCGGCGCCCGCCUCCUGCGGCAGCUGCUUCCGUCCGUGCUCCUCGUGCCGAACGGCAAGUUCUCGGAGAACAUCGCUGCUGCGGCCAAGCGUCAAUUGCCCAAUAAUUCGACGCUUAUAACGAAGGACGAAAGCGGCGUGCCCACGUCCACGGGUGGUGCCGGUCCAACGCUUGCUAACGCCAUGUUGGCCAAGACGAAAACAGACGAUGGUCUCGGUACGCCCACGGACUCUCCGCUGCAUGUGCCGUCGCCCUCGAUCGGGUCAGAAGAAGAAGUCGACGUUGCGGCGUCGGGGCCAACGACGGAUGUCGGUCGCCUGGACCUCUUCAAGCUUCCGACCGAGCUGGGCAUUGUGCCCAAGCCAUACUCGUGCGUGGCCAGCGUCGUCGCGACGCAGUCUUUGGCACAAGCGCACGCACUGGCAUGGUGCGAUGCAUGCGCCGUCUGCUGCAGUACGGGCGUGUCCGAGAAGUUUGUAUUUUGCAUCGACUGUGGCGAGGCGUACCACCAGUUUUGCCUCCACCCGCCGCUGGACGUGUCGAACAACCCUGCCAAGCAAACCAAGCUGCAGGCGUUCUGGCGCUGCCCCAACUGCAAGCUGUGUGAGCUCUGUGGCACCAACAAGGACGAAGCCAAGCUCUUAGUCUGCGAUGUUUGCGAGCGUGGGUGUCACACGUUCUGCCUCCGCCCAAAACUGCGUGACGUGCCGUCGACGGGCUUUGUGUGUGGCAACUGCGUCGAGUGCGAGACGUGCCACGAGAUCCAGGACAGCGCGUCGUGGAGCCCAAGCGUCUCAUGCUGCAUCGGCUGCAUGGACGACUCUGCCCGCGACUCACUGCUCGGUGCGCCGCGCAAGCCCCGGUCGCGCGGCGGCAGCGAUAACAACACGUGUCCAGGCUGCCAAAAACGCUGGUCCGAGUCCGAGACGCUCAUACAGUGCGAUGGCUGCCAGUCCUGGGGGCAUCCUGCUUGCGACAACAUUACGGAAGAGACGCUUGCGUCGCUCACGGACGAGAGCGAGUAUUACUGUCCUCAUUGCCGCAAGAAGCAGCGAAAACACCUCAGGGCCUUCCGGCAAGCGUGGGGCCUCCAGCUCAACAUUGCGCUCAUCCAAGAAAAGCGGCAGGAAAUCACGCUCGCAUGGGAGUCGCAGCAGUCGCUGCGCCAGACGCUGCGGCAGUACGACCAUUGGCGCAACUACGCGCCGCUGUACCUCUACAUCUUGCGCUGCGGUGAAGAUUGCCUGAAAGCGCUCUCGGGGCGUCGCAUCUCGUUCCUUGUCGAGCCACCGUCGACGGGAUUUUCCGAGAGCAUGAUCCCGAUUGCACUGCGGCAAGCUGCUAGCCGCUACAUCCGCUUCAAGCGCUACUCUCGGGGUCCCCGUGCUGCCGCGCGUCGAGAGCUGCGCAAGAAGCAACAAUUCUUCACGGUGGACGGUGUCGCGUCAACGCCGUCGGCGAUCGCGCACAUUGUGUCGGAAGCAGUCGGGGCUGCGUCCUUCUUAGCCUGCUGCACGUGGCUCUAUGGAACGAAGCGCGUUAGCCUCUUCACAGCCGGACUCCUCGCGAGCCACGACAUUCCAGCUCGGCUCUCGGAUGCGCUCGUCGAUCGCAGCGCUGUUUCGAUUGAUGCCGAGGUCGCCGCCAUCACCAACGAGUAUGCACGCCGGAAGCAGCAAACCACCAAGCCGCAUGUCGACGAGGUACCACCACUACCUGACGCCCCAGUGUCGCCGAGCGUGAUUGAGAUUCUGGACGACGUCGACACGGGCAGUGACGCGUCUGCCGAGAUCGAAACGAAGACCGCCGUUGCAGAGAUUACGCCAAAGCCGAUGCGCGUGCCUGAGAUGCCCGUGCACACGGCACUGGCGAAAAUGACGUUUGCGCCGCCACUGCGCGACUGGGGCGACUGGUCGUCGACGCUCGGGGCUUUUACGGACCCGCGCGUGUGCGGCUUGUGCCGCGAGUCGGGGGACGACCCAGCGUUUGCGGGGCGACUCGUGUUUGCGGAUUUCGACCAGUGGGUGCACGUCAACUGCAUCUCGUGGUCGUCCGAGGUCUACGAAGACAGUUAUGGCGUGCUCAAGAUGUGCCAGAAAGCUCGAUUCCGCGGCCGCACGUACCGUUGCGCAGUGUGCUUGUUGAGCGGCGCGACAAUAGGCUGUCAUGGGCUCCGGUGUCAGCUUAAUUAUCAUCUGCACUGCGCGACGCCGCAUCUGACGUUCACGACGGAAAACCAAGCGUUCUGCGCCGACCACUGGCGCGUCCACGUUCAAAAGACACACAGCAAAAAGCGCAAGCGUGACGACGACGUCGCGGCGCGCAAGAAACUCAAGACGGCGACCACGGGCUGCGAAGCGACGGACGGGGAAUCCAUGCUGGCAUGUGAUGUGACGGCAUGCUUGAAUGACCUUGUCGAUCACGUUGUGGCGACGGCAACGCUCGAGACGCCGACGCCUGGCGUGGAGCCGCUUCGGUUUCUCAUGUGCGAGCAGGAAGCAACGAGUGGCAAAUCCAAGAAGCUCAGCAAAACGCAGCUGGCCAAGGGCGUCUGCUACCGCAUCGGCGCGCUCACCGUUCACGCGCUCGGUGCCAUCGAGGUGGGCAACGACGCGUGCCACACCGUCUCAACAUUGUACCCGAUCGGGUACCGGAGCACGCGCAUCUUUUGGAGUGCCGUGACGGUCCAGACGCGCUGUCUCUACGAGUGCGACAUCCUUCUGUCGCCGACCAAGACACCGCUCUUUCGCAUCACACCGUCCGACAACAAGGACAACCCAAUCUUUGGCGUCUCGCCCAACGACGCCAUGAACCAACUCCGAAGCCGUCUUUUGGCGCUCUACGAGACGCAGCGCGUCUUCAGCGUCGGCUGGAACCCGUUCCUUCGGCGGACGUCGUGGUUUUCGUACGGCCUGGUUGGCGACCAUUUUUUUGGCCUCACGGUGCCUGUCGUCGGCGCGGCCUUGGAGGCGUUGCCGAUGGCGCCGACCUGCGCCCUCUACGACCCGGUGGCCAACCCGCUUCCGUACGUGUUUUGCCACGUGCUGCCGUCCGAGGCCACGUUUGACGAGGCGCGAACGGACCUCAAGCGGCUGCGCUCGAUGCGCGAGCAUGCCAAGCAGUCGUCGGGCAGCAUCCGCACCGACGGGUACCUUGGAUGGCAGCAGUCCAAGGCGAUCAAGCCCUCGACCAAGAAGAAAAGCCGGACAGUUGGACUCUCAAAGCACGCAGACGAGCCGAUCGCUGCCAACAGCAACAACGCCAACAAGCCGAGCGUCGACUUGGAGCAGCUUCCGAUCGCUAUGCAGUACCGCGAGCUACGGAAGCGUCCGUUUGACGAGCGCCUCGAGGUGCGCAAGUCGCGCAUCCACGGCUACGGGCUCUUUGUCAAGGAAAAGAUCGCCGAAGGCAAGAUGAUUGUCGAAUACCAAGGGCAAGCGAUCCGGCAAAAGGUCGCCGACUGCCGCGAGAAAAGAUACGAGGAGAUGGGCAUUGGAAGCUGCUACAUGUUUCGGCUCGACGCUGACACGAUUGUCGACGCGACGCGCACGGGCAACCUCGCGCGCUUCAUCAACCACUCUUGCAACCCCAAGGCCAAUGCGCGCAUCAUCACGAUCGACGGAAACGAGAAGAAGAUCAUCAUCUUCGCCAAGCAGACGUUGCACGUCGGCGACGAGGUCACGUACGACUACAAGUUUCCGAUCGAGGACGAAGCGAUCAAGUGCGACUGCGGCGCCGUCAACUGCAUCGGCCGCAUGAACUAG